ACCGUCGGAGAGUGCGGACGUGCGUGAUGUGAGUGUUCCAUUGUUGGCAACAUGGCAGUGCGACGUUCCUUCUCCCGUUCGGGAAUCGCGAGGUGGGCGUUGAUUACAAUCGCGCUUCUACUCGUCGCGGCGACAAUCAACGCCCAAAGGGGUGAGGGUGAUCUGUGCCAUUCAAAAUAUGGAGGGUCUGGGGUGUGUCUGCAUAUCAACUCGUGUCCAUCAGCUAUCCGCAUGGUGCGUGAAGGUAUUGUGCCAGACAUAUGUGGAUUCCGAGGAAGCACAGCCAUAGUGUGCUGUGAAGAUGAUGCUGCCUCCAAUCAACUAAUCGCAGGAGAUUCACCACCUAGGAAGCCACAAAGGCCACCAGUAUUUUCUUCAAGCUCAGAAGAUGGGGGCAACAGUAACUUUGGGAACAGACCAGCACAAGGAGGCAGACCACAAUACAAUGAGCCUGGUUCUCAGUACAGGCCAGGAAACAACAGGCCAAAUACCCAAACCAGACCAACUGCUCAGCAAAGGCCAAACAACAGACCAAGCUCUCAAUACAGACCGGAGAACAAUAGACCAAAUAGUCAGUACAGGCCAGAGAAUAACAGACCAACUACUCAGUACAGGCCAGAAACUGGAAUACCUGAAUCACAAAACAGACCAUCAAACAGCAGACCUGGCUCACAGUUCCAGCCUCCCACUACACAAUUUGGUAACACUUUCAAUCAGCAAAUUAGGAGGAGUAUUAGUGAAGAGAAAUGUGAUGAGUAUGCGAAGUCUGUGACAGAAAGAGUUGAAGCUCUACCACUCCUACCAAACCCUGACCCUGUUACUAUACAAGUGAAGAAAUGUGAUUUUGAGAAGCUGCCACUAAUUGUUGGAGGUGAGAAAACUGUUGUUGGAGAAUUUCCUCACAUGGCUGCUAUUGGUUAUCAAAAUGAUGGUACUCUGGCUUGGAACUGUGGGGGAUCACUAAUUAGUGAAUAUUAUGUGCUCACUGCAGCCCACUGCACACACUCUGGAAAGGGUCCCCCAGUGAUAGUUCGUCUUGGUGAACUGAAUCUGAAACGUGAUGAUGAUGGAGCACACCCUGUGGAUUAUCGCAUUGUAGAUAUUGUGCGCCAUCCUGAAUAUAAACCACCAAGCAAAUACAAUGACAUUGCUCUGUUGCGUCUUAGUGACCGUGUGCAUUUCAACAAGUUUCUACGACCUGCUUGUCUCUACACACAUGACACUUUCUCAGUCAACAAGACAGUUGCAACUGGUUGGGGUAGGAUAGAUUAUGCUGAAAAACCAAGUGAAACUUUGCUGAAAGUGGUUCUUGAUAUAAUAGAUAACAAAGUGUGCAACAACAUAUGGCAAAGUGGUGUCAAGAUCAGUUCUCUGCCUCGUGGAAUAGCUCCGUCAAUGAUGUGUGCUGGUGUCCUUUCAGGAGGCAAAGACACUUGUCAGGGUGAUUCUGGUGGGCCAAUUCAAAUAUCCAGCAGAAGAAAUCAUUGUGUGUAUUACGUUAUUGGAGUGACAUCAUUUGGGAAAUACUGUGCUGGAAAAAAUUCACCAGGAGUCUAUACACGUGUUUCUUACUUUGUUCCAUGGAUUGAGAGCAUUGUGUGGCCAGAUGGUUAGCUUACAGAGUCAUCACCAAUCUGUGAUAUACUUUGAAUCUCUGGAGCUCACAUAAGAGCAAAUUUCUUACAUUAAAAACUUUUUAUGCUUUGUGUUUUAUAAAUAACAGCAGAGAUACUUCAAGUUUUAACAUCUGUGUCCUCUGCUUUUGCUCCAAGCAGAAACUUUCCACAGGGAUAAGUAGUUUGAAAAUGUACGUUAUCUGAUCCCAGCCAUAUUAUCAAAGGAUGUGAUGACAGCUUUAUCACCAAUCACUUCAGUUGUCUGGAGUACAAAGUUUUAAGUAGUUGAUGGUAUAUGUUGGUUCACAACACAUGGUGAUAAUCAGUGGACAAUGAUUGGGGUAUUUAUUUCAAGAUUUUCAGUUUUCUUGCUUCUUUUUCAGCAUGGAAAUGUAAUUUUAUCUUACUGUUACUUGCUUUAGUGUGAUAAAAGACUGUCAAAACCUGCAAAUUACUUUGCAUGUAUUGGGCACACUCAGGAAUAAAAUUUUAAGAUCAAUCAAAUUCUUACCUUUUCCCCCAUGAACUUCAUAGAGCACUCACUGUGAUUUAGUUGCUUCUUUGUUAAUAUUUUCAUAGUAUUUCUUGUGGUGAAUUUUGUUUUUAAAUGAAGGGAUUUACAGGGGCUUCGUCAACAUUUUCUCUGUCAAGCUGACAUCAGGAAUGUCUCAUCUGUCAUUUGAUUACUUUACUGUUUCAUCGAAAUUUACUGUUGUCACAGAUCUAACACUCAGAUAUUUAACCAGAAAGUUAUAAAAAUGAAAUCAUCAUGGAUGCUAUGAAACACUUUCA
This is a messenger RNA of Schistocerca nitens (vagrant locust), 2408 nucleotides long. Its product is annotated as serine protease snake-like. Bases 52 to 1614 code for a protein of 520 amino acids. Gene Ontology annotation, biological process: proteolysis. The record is from RefSeq and is a predicted model, not a curated record. Gene Ontology annotation, molecular function: serine-type endopeptidase activity. Lineage: Eukaryota; Metazoa; Arthropoda; Insecta; Orthoptera; Acrididae. The transcript is spliced from 8 exons.